GGACUGGUACAAUUUACCAGAUCCUCACAGUCGUUUGUUCAACUGUUGUCCAAUCCUACUUCGUCUUUCGGCUCUAUCGAUUUAGUGGAACGAUCUGGUUACCGAUGCUGCUUGUUCUGUUGACUCUGGGGCAAAUUGGGACCGGACUUGCGAUCUGUCUUAGAGUAAAUAUCGCUCGCGGCGGCGAAAGCAUCGUCCAUUCCAUGCGCCCUCUUAUGGUCUCUUGGUUAACACUAGAGGCAGCGGCCGACCUCGUGAUUGCCCUCUCCGUGUCAUACUUCCUCCAGACGCGCCGCACGGGAGUUCUGCAGACGGAUACGGUAUUACGAAAGUUAACAAUAUACGCUAUCAACACCGGCUUGCUGACCAGCAUUCUAGCGUUGGUCGUCAUGUUUGUUUUCGCACUCUACGGCCUCCACUUCGUCCACAUGAUAUUCAUACUGCCGCUCGGAGGAGUUUAUACUGCAUCCCUUCUGGCAAAUCUACAUUCGCGCUCGAGACUCUGGAAAGAACUUCAUCAUCAAGGAGAAAAUGACUUUCCAAUACACUUGUCCCACCUUUCUCCCAAGGCGAGAGAAAUGUGUCGCAAGGGAGAUCACAGUUGACCCUGAUUACAAUCAGGGAACUUCUCCCGAAUCUAGUAGAAGGUACCCACAUCAGUCGCGUCUAAAGAAAUUACCAAGACAAUCAAUCCAGCGUGAAAUAUACGCGCACCUUUGGGGGAAGACGAGACAGGUGUAUCGAAGUACCAUGCUCU
This is a messenger RNA of Cantharellus anzutake, 757 nucleotides long. RefSeq lists its product as uncharacterized. The record is from RefSeq and is a predicted model, not a curated record. The coding region runs from base 105 to 605 and encodes 166 amino acids. Lineage: Eukaryota; Fungi; Basidiomycota; Agaricomycetes; Cantharellales; Hydnaceae. The transcript has 13 exons.